Juglans microcarpa x Juglans regia is the source of this 1024-nucleotide messenger RNA. RefSeq names its product adenine phosphoribosyltransferase 3-like. The record is from RefSeq and is a predicted model, not a curated record. Gene Ontology annotation, biological process: adenine salvage. Bases 157 to 705 code for a protein of 182 amino acids. Gene Ontology annotation, cellular component: cytosol; cytoplasm. Gene Ontology annotation, molecular function: adenine phosphoribosyltransferase activity. The transcript has 7 exons. NCBI's taxonomy places the organism in Eukaryota, Viridiplantae, Streptophyta, Magnoliopsida, Fagales, Juglandaceae.
AAUAAAUAUUUAUAAAGAUGCCUCGUGAUACCUCUUUUUGUAUUUCAUCGCUCGAUCCCUCUCUUUCUUACUUAUCGAAAAGAUUUCCCAUCUCUCUCAUAUAUAUUCUUGUGCAGAGAGCCUCUCUCACCAAAACACUUUUCCAUCUAUACGAUAAUGUCGGGUUGCCGAGACGAAGAUCCUCGUAUCCAUGGCAUCAAAACUAAGAUUGGGGUCGUCCCCAAUUUCCCAAAACCAGGUAUUAUGUUUCAAGACAUCACUCCUCUAUUACUGGAUCCGAAAGCCUUCAAGGACGCAGUCGAUUUGUUCGUUGAGCGAUACAAAGACAAAAACAUUUCAGUUGUUGCAGGAAUCGAAGCUCGAGGUUUUAUAUUUGGUCCUCCCAUUGCUUUGGCUAUAGGGGCAAAGUUUGUUCCUUUGAGAAAACCAAGGAAGCUGCCCGGUGAAGUUAUUUUUGAAGAGUAUGUUUUGGAAUACGGAAGCGAUUGUCUGGAGAUGCAUCUUGGAGCAGUUGAACCUGGAGAAUGUGUUUUGGUGGUUGAUGAUUUAAUAGCCACUGGUGGCACACUCUGUGCAGCUAUGAACUUACUAGAACGUGUUGGAGCAGUAGUAGUUGAAUGCGCAUGUCUAAUAGAGUUACCGGAGUUAAAGGGCCGUGGGCGUUUGAAUGGUAAGCCGUUGUAUGUACUAGUGGAAUACCAAUGAUCAUGGCUGAUGAUACAGUUUGCCUUCUAUUGCUCACCAAUCACCAUGAUGCCAUUUACAGUAGGAUAUUAUUUGGGUAUUUCCCAUCUGGAAUCUGAUUUUCAGAUCUCCUCUCUCCCUUCCCUUCUCUUCACCCUUGCCCCCUUUUAUCGGCUCCAUUGUUAAUGGAUUUUGAUGUACCUCAUUUAUUGAUACCCUUCAUUUCACCUAUUAGUAUAGAACAUUGAAUUAUGGAAAGGGGUUGAUCUAAGAAAUGCUUGUAGUAGAGCACAUUUUUUGGUUGGAAAUGAAUUCAUACCGCCUCUCAAGGGUUUCUUUG